Molecule: messenger RNA, 2293 nt
Organism: Cylicocyclus nassatus
Lineage: Eukaryota; Metazoa; Nematoda; Chromadorea; Rhabditida; Strongylidae
Source: the annotation of a GenBank genome assembly
AAUGGCAUAUGUCUAACGUUUACGAACCAGCGUGCGAUGCCUGGUGAAGCCGCAAUAUCAAUGUUGUUUCUGGCACGGGGCGGCCCUAUUCGACUGCCGAACCCCCUCCCGUUUUUUGGGUUCUGAAAAGAACCACCACCACCGUUCAGAGGGCAAUGUCGUCUUCUGAUGGCAAUAAUACACCUAGCCCAUCCAGUGUUGCCUCAUCAUCGCAACAGCCACCCGCGUUACCAUCUAGCUCCUCAUCAUCUCAACUACAACUAACUACUACCAAGAAUACCGUAAAAAGGGAGUCGCCGCAAUUGAAAGUCGAAAAUCCUCUCAGAGCUAGUUUUUACAGCACACCGAAGCCAUUGGCUCCACCUACUUCGAUAUCCGAAUGGCAAUUAUUGGCUGUGUUACAACGAGCAAAUCUUGUACAGUACUACGAUAUGUUUAUAUCACAAGGAGGAGAUGACAUCAAUCAAAUUAUGCAAUGUGAUGAAGGAGAAUUUUUGGAAAUUAUGUCACUUGUAGGAAUGCUUUCAAAACCGUUGCAUGUCAGGCGGUUACAACGAGCGUUGACAGAGUUCUCGAAAGAUCAAACGUCCUUUAACUUGGCCGCCAUACAACAAAUCGGUCCACCUCCUGUCUCACCAUAUGCCUUGAGUGGUCCUGAUAUGUCGUUUUUGAUGCCAGGUUUUGCGGCAACGCUGUCAAAUUUAUCGUCGACGUCGCCAGGAUUGGCUUCAACGUCGACAGAGACGACGUCGCCGCAGAAUGGAAACGCCACCCACAACUCGGUACCGUUGGCGAUCGAACUCUCCGCUGCUGUGCUCGGUACUAUGGCCACUUCUGUCACAAUCAGCAGCGGCGGUGGGGUCGGCGGCGGUAGCGGCGGGAACGCCGGUUCCAGCACCGACUUCAGCUGCACAGGUACCGUCCCCGGAGGAACCGCCAACGUGGUACGCGGCGAAUUUUUGCCGGCCUUCGGACCGGGACCAGUUGCCGGCGAAGAGAAAGAGAGGUCGUCCAGCCCUGUUUCAGUAGGAGGAGACUUCGUGUCCCUGGGAGAUUAUGAUCCAAGUACUGCUUUGUGCGAUUCGCCAGUUCUGUCCGACGCGCAGAUUCGUCGCCUUUCCAGCUGCGCAAUGGCGAUAUGUCAAAAAAUCCCUCGACUUCCACCAAAACUUGUACAAAAUAAAAAGCGAGUUUCAAAAGAGGUGCUCGAUCUUCUUUCUGCUUCUGCCGACACGCCUAAUCGUCUUGCCGAGUACCGCAAAUAUUCGGCAAUUUAUGGGCGUUUUGAUGCCAAGAGAAAACCGGACAAGGGUCUUUCUUUUCACGAGGUAUCUGUGAAUGAAGCUGCUGCUCAAUUAUGUUUGAUCAUGCCUUCACUUCUUACAAGACGUGAUGAACUCUUUCCAUUGGCACGGCAGGUAGUCAAAGAUGCCGGAUAUCAUUAUGCAAAGGCUAGUCGUAAGCGUGGAUUUGACGUGGUUGAUUCGCAUUCGCCACAGAGCAGUCCUACACAAAGCCCAUGUCCUGGUGAGGAUAAUGACGCAGAAGCUGAUGUCUUUUCAACAGCAAAGCAGUCAGAAGAGAAGAGGAAGAAGUCUGAAAGUGCGCAAGAGAAAGGCACGUAUCUGGAGCGUUGGGCGAGCUCAAUGCUCGCAUCACAGCAGUCAGCAUCAAACUCUCCCAGUGGCACGCAGUAAGACGCUGAAUGUAUAAAUCUGCAAAAUCAUUGUCCUAGCCGCCUAUGCAUUCUAUCCACUUCUUAAUUAUGCGUGCUUUGCGUUAUGUUUUUGCUCGUUUUUUGUAUCUGUUAUAUUCUUUUAUGGCUUAUUCAAAUGGAUUUCACACUGAUUUGUAUGACUUAAGUUUGACGCUGUCUGUCAUCGUUGUGAUAUUACUAUAUGUUCUCUAGUCCAUUUGUUCCUAGAAUUUUAUUAGGGUAUUUGUUAAUCGUUUAUCUGCACUUACUCUUAAUUUCUUCUUUUGCCGCGCCUAUGUACUUUGCUGAAUUUAGGCAUUGAUUCUAACCGCAAGGUUUACCGAUAGCUCUAGAUGCAUGUUUGCAUAGCUCCUACCAAGUAGGGUAUCAUCGAAAAACAUAUCUGCUGUUAAGCUUGGAGAAUCGGUGCCGACGUAUGCCGCUGACUCCCCUGCUUCUAAGUGGCCUCAUGUUACUGUUGUCACCUGUGAAACCUAUACACCACCGGGUGUCUUAGUCAGUGAUUUGAAAUGAUUACUUACUAGAAGUCGCUAGCGUCAACUUAAUUUCGAAGAUCAUUUCAAAUCUGGCUAUGAU